Molecule: messenger RNA, 1695 nt
Organism: Archocentrus centrarchus (flier cichlid)
Lineage: Eukaryota; Metazoa; Chordata; Actinopteri; Cichliformes; Cichlidae
Gene: nfkbid
Product: nuclear factor of kappa light polypeptide gene enhancer in B-cells inhibitor, delta
Exons: 12
Coding region: 102-1460 (452 amino acids)
Biological process (GO): regulation of gene expression
Cellular component (GO): nucleus
Molecular function (GO): protein binding
Source: RefSeq, a predicted model, not a curated record
AGUGGAAGAGCAUCAGAGAUCUCCUCGGUCAUCCCGCAUUGAACAGAUUGGCGAGCAAGCGGACGAUCUGUCGAAGACCUCAGAGCAAAACAGUUUCUGACAUGCACUUUGAUAAAUCGCCAAAAGAGAAGCCGUGUUGCACGCUGCCCACAGUGAAGAAACUCUUGGAGCAGAAGAGAAGACGCGAGACGUCCUCUGUGCCACCCUGCUGCCCGGCUGCCAGCACAAGUCCUGUUCCUCCAGCUACUCUUACACAAUUGCCUCCACCAGAGCCAUUUCCCUGUACAGGUGCAACAAGCAGCUACUCAGACAUGGCAGUAAGCUACGAGCAGUGGCCCCAAGCUCCUGAGCCUACAUUCAAUUACUACAGCAACCAUCCAGGAACCAGCUUAGCUGGAGCCUAUAGCCACACAAUGACGCCUGAAUAUAACACGCAGCAACAGGUCCAUGGAUAUGGAGAUUUGUCUCAGUCAUAUUGCCUGGAGGCUACCACAGAUUCUUCAUGGCCACUUCUGGGCCCAGCACAGACCACACAGCUGACUUUUGGUUCAACAAUUGAUGUCACCAAGCUAGAGGAAGCCAGGAUGCUGCUCAGCAGGAUGGACUACAGCAGAACCACCUGCCAGGAUGAAGACGGAGACACUAUCCUGCACAUCUACACUGCCAAGGGGUUGAGAGAGUGUGCCUAUGCUGCUGCAGAGAGGCUGAGGGAUAUAGGGAGACUUGAUGCAAAAGAACAUAAGGGAAAGACUGCUUUACUGGUGGCAGUGACGGCAAACCAGGCAGAGAUCGUGCAGGAUCUGCUGUCUUUAGGAGCAGAUAUCAAUGCCUGCGACGUUAAUGGACAAACUGCUCUUCACCUGGCUUCUCACUAUGGAUUCCCAGGGGUUCUGCGGGCAAUUCUGUCAAGCAGGCCGGCCGUCAACCUGGAGGCCCGCAAUUUUGAAGGUAUGACCCCUCUGCACUGUGCAACCAUUUCUCACAGUGUCACAAUGAAGGCUUUGUCUACCGUUGGGCAUGCAGAUGUCAAUCUUCAGACCAAAGCUAUAGAGAAGCUCUCCUGCGUGCAGAUGCUACUAGAUGCAGGGGCAUCCCUACUCAGUCAGGAAAUCAAAAGUAACAAGACUGUGCUGCACUUGGCUGUAAAGGAGGGGAACAUUGAUCUUGUGCGUUAUCUGCUGAGCAUUCCCCUGCCGAACAUGAAAGACUUUGUCAAUAUGAAAGCUCAUGGUCACACAGCUUUACAUAUGGCAGCCGGUCUCCAUGGUAACCUCCACCAGGAGGAGAUCCUGCAGCUGCUGCUGAGCAGAGGAGCUGAUCCCAGCAUCCGCAAUCUGGAGAAUGACCAGCCAGCUCACCUGCUGCAGAGCGGCAUGCAGGGAGAACAGCUCAAACUCAUGCUGAAGAAACGAAGUGCUUCCUCUCGCCGACGUAUUGUGUCCUUGCAGGAUCAAGAAUGAGUUAAAUAACUUGUAGUCCCUGUUUAGUGGGAAUAUAAGAAUGUUCCUCUGUUGACAAGGGGAUUUAAACGCCGGGAGCAAGUCUAUUGUUGAUGAGUAAAUGUGACUUCUUUGGUAUAUAAAUCUCCAAAUGCAGUACAAAUCACAUUGUAUUAGACAAGCGAUGCUUUAAUUCUAAAGCUUAAAUUUAUUUAGUUUCUGUAAAACUGGAGUGAUUUGUUUAUUUACUACACUU